AUGCUCCUUGCUAAAUCAUACAAGCGCAGUUUGGAAUGGAGAAAUGAAUUAGAUUUAUAUAAAAGUGGCCUUCAAGUUUGUCCAAAUAAUGCAAAAAUUCAUUAUAAUAUAGCAAAAAUUAUGGCUGAUAAUGGUGAUAUCAAUCGUGCAACUGUUAAUUAUGCUAAUGCUAUAAGGCUAAAUCCUACCUAUGAAAAUGCAAUGAAUAAUUUAGCAAAUAUCUAUCUUAAGUAUAAUCGAAAUAUUGAAGCUGAACAACUUCUUCUUAAAGCGAUCGAAAUAAAACCAAAUUUCGCUGCUGCAUGGAUGAAUCUUGGACUUGCACAAUUAGCACAACAACGAUAUAAAGAUGCAGAAAAUAGUUUCGAACAAGCACUUAGUUUACGUUUUCCGUAUCCGGAUUGCUUAUAUAAUAUGGGUUUACUUUAUUUGCAACAGGAUCAGAAAACUUAUGCAAAGGAAAUUUGGCAAAAUAUUACCAGAAUAAAUCCUAAUCAUAAACAAGCUUGGUUAAAUUUACUGAUAUUACUCGAUGAGACAAAUAAUUGUGCGGAAGUAAUAAGCUUAUCUGAUCAGAUACUUCGUUAUCACGGCAAUGAUGCAUCAAUUCUUUCUCAACUUGGUACCUGUUAUGGUAAACUUGGCGAAUAUAUUAGCGCUGAAAAGUUUCUUCUAUCAGCGUUGAAGCUUCAACCAACAACAAUAAUUUAUUGGAGAAAUAUUGGAACACUUUAUCAUCGUUGGAAUAAAUUUGAAAAGGCAAAAUUUGCAUAUUUGAAAGCAUUUCAAUUUCAACAACAAUUUCAAAGCGUUCAACGACGAGAAGAAUAA
Messenger RNA from Cercopithifilaria johnstoni, 831 nucleotides. The record is from the annotation of a GenBank genome assembly. Lineage: Eukaryota; Metazoa; Nematoda; Chromadorea; Rhabditida; Onchocercidae.